Helianthus annuus (common sunflower) is the source of this 1066-nucleotide messenger RNA. Its product is annotated as expansin-A8. Gene Ontology annotation, cellular component: extracellular region. Gene Ontology annotation, biological process: plant-type cell wall organization. The record is from RefSeq and is a predicted model, not a curated record. Lineage: Eukaryota; Viridiplantae; Streptophyta; Magnoliopsida; Asterales; Asteraceae. The transcript has 3 exons. The coding region runs from base 76 to 807 and encodes 243 amino acids.
CCUCCCUGAAAAUUCCCCUAUAUAAGUCUACUUGAUUUGGUCAAUUCUUCCAACCAUCUUCAUUCAACACAUUCAAUGGCUUUUCCUCAGAUCAUCACUGUUGCUUUACUUGUGAGCUUCUUCAACCUUGUCUAUGGCGAUUACGGUCACGCCACCUUCUAUGGUGGAGGAGACGCCUCGGGCACCAUGGGUGGUGCUUGUGGAUAUGGGAAUUUGUAUAGCCAAGGAUAUGGAACCAAUACCGCGGCAUUAAGUACCGCGCUUUUCAACAACGGGUUGAGUUGUGGGUCAUGUUACGAGUUGAGAUGCAAUGAUGACCCUAAAUGGUGCUUGCCUGGUAGCAUAAUCGUCACUGCCACCAAUUUCUGUCCACCUAACCCGGCUCAACCUAACGAUGAUGGCGGAUGGUGCAACCCUCCUCUCCAACAUUUUGACUUGGCCGAGCCAGCAUUCUUGCAAAUAGCACAAUAUCGGGCCGGUAUCGUGCCUGUCUUGUUCCAAAGGGUACCUUGUGUUAAGAAGGGAGGAGUGAGGUUUACAAUAAAUGGUCACUCAUACUUCAAUUUGGUUUUGAUCACCAACGUCGGCGGUGCAGGUGAUGUACAUGCUGUAUCAAUUAAAGGAUCUAAAACCGGGUGGCAACCAAUGUCACGAAACUGGGGGCAAAAUUGGCAAAGUAACUCGUACCUCAAUGGUCAGAGCCUUUCUUUUCAAGUCACCACUAGCGAUGGAAGAACCAUCACGAGCUAUAACGUCGCACCAAGCGGUUGGCAGUUUGGUCAAACAUUUGAAGGAGGGCAAUUUUAAGUUUUGUUUAAAAGGGGCAAAAGUAAAAUUUCAGAAUCUCCAAGGUGAAAAGUGAAUAUUUGAAAGUAAUUGAGUUUGUGUGUUGCAGAGGUGACAAGUUAACACCCGCUUGUAUCGCAAGAGUCUAUAUAACAUCGUUUGGGUUAUAAUGUUAUGACUCUUUUGCCCUUCCACUUUGUCAACAUAUAAUGUGUUAUACAUAUAAUUUAUUGAGUAAAUUUUAUCACCAUAAGCAGGGCCGGCCCUGAGAAUUCAUGUA